AACCAAAAAUUAUUGAUAAGACUCGCUCACAAUAUAUGACCGUUACACACCUCAACGUACCAAAACUCACAGAUUUUAAAAAAUUCAUUUAUGGGACCCAAACCUUUUCAUCUUUCUCUAGUUUACCGUUAGCCCUCUUCUUCACCUUAUCAACUUAACUCUACACCUCUAAAAAAACACUCUGAAAUGGUCAAUUGAAUGUUUGUAUCUAUCAAUCUUUAAGAGCUUUUGUUGACUCAACUUUCUUGAUUUGUUUGUUUCUUGAAAAUUCUGAAAAAAAUCUUAGCUUUCUGUAAUUUCUUAAUUUUCAAGAAUUGGGGUUGUUGAGGAAUUGAUUUUUUGUUCUUGAAAAUUCUGAAAAAGGUCCUAGCUUUUCUGCAAUUUCUAAAUUUUCAAGAAUUGGGGUUGUUGAGGAAUUUCAAGUUUUAAUCUUGACUCACUCUACUCAACUUUCUUGACUAUUUUUGUUCUUGAAAAUUCAAAAAGGUCUUAGCUUUUCUGCAAUUUUGAGGAAUUUCAAGAUUAUGGCAGCAUUAGCACCAGGGAUUUUGUUGAAGCUGUUAAAUGGGAUGAAAUCAGGGGUGAAGCCUACUAGUGAACAUAGGAGUUCACUUUUGCAGGUUACUGAUAUUGUUCCUGCAGAUCUUGAUGAGAAGAAUUUAUGGCCAAAGCAUGGAUUUUUCAUCAAGGUUUCUGAUUCUUCGCAUUCCAUUUAUGUAAGUCUUCCAUAUGAGCAAGAUGAUUUGGUUUUAAGCAAUAAAAUGCAGCUAGGACAGUUCAUUUAUGUCGAUAGAUUAGAGCCCGGUUCGCCUGUUCCUGUUGUUAAAGGUGCUAAGCCUCUUCCUGGGAGGCACCCACUUGUGGGAACUCCAGAACCAUUAAUGGGGUUGAGAGAAAAGGGGGAGAAAGUUGAACAUAAAUUCAAUCAGAAUCAUCAGUCAGCUCCAAGAAGGGGUUCUUGGGGAAUAGGCCAAAAUGGGGCAGAAAUUGUUGCUUCAUCUCCUCAAGUUUUGAAGCCAGUUCCUAUUGAUUUCGAUCAAUGUACACCGAUAAAAGAGAAGUCUACUGCUGUCAAAUUUGCACGAAUUAUUCCAAUGUCACCUCUUAUUCGGGGAAAAUUCUCUAAAGAUGGAGGAGCUAGUGGUGGGGUGGUAAGGUCAUCAGCCGGUGGCGCAUUGUUGUCUAAAUUGAUGGAGGCUAAGGGGGAAAGUCCUUCUAUGGUGAGAAAAAGUUGUGCUACCCCUAGCAUGAUGAAAUUUCCGAGGAGCAGAAGUGUAACAGAACGCGAUCGAGAACAAAGAAUUGUCAAUUCACCUUUAAACUCUGCUACACAGGAAAAGAAAAGUUCAACUCCACCACCAAGUUUGAGGAGUGCAAGGAUGGCAGCUUCACCAACAGUAGGCAGAGAUUCUCAGAGACUUCCCAAUUCGAAAAAGUCUUCUCAAGAACAGCAACAAUCUCAGCCUAUUGAUUCUUUACCUCAUGACAACACCAGUCUGACUGUAAAUUUGCCUGGAAAACUUAGUAUCUUGGGAAAGGAAGCUGUACAACAAAGGGAAAAUGCACAGAAAAUUGCUCUUCAAGCACUAAGGGAUGCAUCAGCUACAGAAAAUCUUGUCCGGUCUCUUAAGAUGUUUUCGAACUUGAGUAGAGCUGCGAAAUCAGAUGCACCAGCAGCCUGUUUUGAUCAAUUUCUUGAGUUUCAUGAACAGCUUGUGCAAGCUGUGGCAGAAAUGGUAUCCAUUCAAGCAGCAACAGCUUCAAACGAAGCGUCACAAACUCCAAAUGCUGAACCAGAGAAUGGUGGUGCCCCUAUUCUACACGAAAUAAUGCAGAAUUCACUGGAAGAAUCACGAGACAGUGAAUCGAAUGCAUCAAAGAGGAGAGCUGCACUUUACAAAUCCAUUGCAGUCUUUCCUGAAAGGAGUGAUCAAAAGUCAAUUCUUGGAAAGCAUUUGAGAUCAACAUCAAAGGCAAUAAAAGGAGCAUCAAAUACUACUAACAUAAAUGAGAAUGACGAGAACAAGAAACCAGCUUCUUCUUGGAUAAGCAGCAGCAUUUCCAAUACAAUCAAAUUGGGAAAGCAGAUUGAGAGUGAAUCAGGAAGUUGGUUUAUGGAUUUUCUUGAAAAAGCCCUGGAGAAAGGGCUGAAAAAGGCUAAAGGAAAAGCAGCAUCAGAUUCUUCAAGCAAAGUCCCUCAGUCACUCUUACUUAAAGUGAUCAAUUGGGUAGAGGUGGAACAGUUUGAUUCUAAUAAACGCGCUAUUCAUCCUAAAGCAGGACAAAUUGCCAGAAAGUUGAGGAUCAAGGUGAAGAAUCCUUAAGAAAAGAAUGAUUGUUUAAGAAUCUGAAAUUUAUUGUAUUUGUAUCAAACAUUCUUUGAUAAGUUUGUGGAGACUUGUUUUAUUUUUGUGUUUACUUUCUACCCCUUUCUGUCAUUUGGUACUCUAUUCACAAAAAUUAUUGCUAUAGAAAUCUGUAAUAUGUAAUACUGUCCUACUGUUCAGAUUCAUGCUUCUAUUGUUUGUCGCAUGAAUUUCAAGAGAUUAUACGACUUUAUGACAACUUUUUUUUACGCGA
Messenger RNA from Solanum dulcamara, 2580 nucleotides. RefSeq lists its product as uncharacterized. Bases 525 to 2324 code for a protein of 599 amino acids. The transcript has 4 exons. Lineage: Eukaryota; Viridiplantae; Streptophyta; Magnoliopsida; Solanales; Solanaceae. The record is from RefSeq and is a predicted model, not a curated record.